This is a messenger RNA of Coregonus sp. 'balchen', 1247 nucleotides long. The record is from the annotation of a GenBank genome assembly. Lineage: Eukaryota; Metazoa; Chordata; Actinopteri; Salmoniformes; Salmonidae.
CGAAUGUGAUUUGUUGAUAUGGAGAGUGGGCGGGUUCAGGAACAUUCAUCUAACGCUGAUGAACCACCAUGGCCGCUGCUGUAGUAAGAGGUAUUGGCUCAAACCUUGCUAAAAACCUUCGAGAGAUUCGUCUACAUUUGUGCCAGACAUCGCCUGCGAGUCAAGGAGCAAGGUAAUUUUUAAAAUGUGACGUACGUCAUAUUUUCAUGAAAUCGAAAUGUGCUAACCAAUGCUAGCAUUAUCCUCAUAGCUAGCAACUUCGUCUUCGCUAGCGUAGCGGUCACAAAGCUGUCCUCAUAGCUAACACAAUCUACUUCCAGACGCCUACUGGAAACACACUGCUCUCUCGCCAAGGCUGUCGGUUUUGACUAGCAGAAGUGACUUUUCGUAGCAGGUUAGGAUAAUUAAAUAAUGUUAGGAAAAGCGUUUUAUUAGAUAAAAUGCUAAAGUUGGAAGUACAGUAUCUAGUUACAACCAGUUUUGCCCUGAAAACAGUCUUUGUUUCCACUAAUUCGAUUCUGCCUGCCAGACAGGCUACAUGUAAACAAACAGUAGUUAGCUAACAACCGCAAUUUAAGAUGGAAUAAACAAAGCUGAAAUAAUUUGUAGAUCACGCAUAGUUAUUUAACUACAGCUCUACAACAUCGUUUCUAUGAUUUAUCUUAUUAUUCAACAUUUUACUAAUAAGAUAAAUAGUAAACCCUUGUUUAUUAGCUAGCUAUUUCAGUGUUAUGAAAUAGUAUAGUAAAAUAGGAAAACAUAUUGUGAAAGUUAUUUCACUUGAUUCUUUAUAUUCCAUGUUCUCCAGGGAUUUUGUGGAACAGCACUAUGUGGAACUGAAGAAGGCAAACCCCACAUUCCCCAUCCUCAUCAGGGAGUGCUCAGGUGUUCAGCCUAAGCUUUGGGCAAGAUCUGGUGAGAGCAUUGUUUCAGUAGCUAGGUGACUCACACACUGUCACCGCUGUAUGUCAAAUGCAAUGUUUAUGGCCAUGCAUUCAUUUGGUUCUUUCAUGUACCUGUAUUGCAGAUUUUGGCAAGGAGAGCAGUGUGGCCCUUGACAACAUGAAUGCUGACCAAGUGGCUAAGGCGCUGGAGACAGUUGUGAAACCAUAAGCAUGACCAACUAUGCUCCCCUGACGACACCUUUCCAACCGUGAGAUGGAGUGUCGAUUGUAAAUGACAUAUGUAUCACAUAAAUCUCUAUUGCUGUUCUAAUAAAUCUGAGUACUAAAUUGUGACAUGCUGCU